Molecule: messenger RNA, 1188 nt
Organism: Musa acuminata subsp. malaccensis (wild Malaysian banana)
Lineage: Eukaryota; Viridiplantae; Streptophyta; Magnoliopsida; Zingiberales; Musaceae
Source: RefSeq, a predicted model, not a curated record
GAUGGUGUUAGGUAGAUGUUGGCCGUAUCAGCACACAACGUAGAGCUGCGAGAUCCAGUUACUGUUCCUCACCUGCGCUAUGUGGUUUCAUCAGUCCCGAGGGGCUUGCAUGCGAGCGACAUCCCCGAGUCGCAUACAUGUACACAUGUCAUCGGAAGGGAUCAGGAGGAGAUGUUUCAACCUGCCACUGCCUGUGGAGUGCUGCUGAACCAAGGUUGGGUGGGCAGUCCAGAGAUCAUGGUGACUUCCCACAUGGGCUUCGACCUCCGUGCAUCACCUCCCCCCCCUCUCCUCGGCUCUCCUUGCUUUGCUGGUGGUGGUGGUGGCGUUGCUGCUUCGCAUCCGAGGGGAAACCUCCUUCCCUUCCCUACAAAACAUGGAGAUGGCAAUCGCCCAGCUCAACUCGGAGCUUCCUCCUCGAGUAAUGUACGGCCAUGGCCUGAAGAGGAUGCAUUGAACAAGAAGGAACUAUUAGCUGGAAACAAGAAGAAGAAGAAGAAGAAGAAAAAGAACAGUUUUGUAGGCAAUGAGAACAUGGUCAGCAAUCUAUCAAUCGGUGCUACAAGGAAGAAGAAGCUGAAGGUGAGGAAGAAGCUGAGGGAACCAAGGUUUUGCUUCAAGACAAUGAGCGAUGUGGAUGUGCUAGAUGAUGGUUACAAGUGGAGGAAGUAUGGGCAGAAGGUUGUCAAGGACACCCAACACCCAAGCUUUCUGCAGCCCUUCCAAACAAAGUGACAUCCUUUACCCUAUCCACCUUUCACAAGAGUACAUAAGAGUUAUGCAGGACUGAGAGAACCCUUUCCAAGAUUAAACAAGUUUAAGCUGCAAUUAAAAGCUAGUAAGUAAAAAGAGUCAUGUGAUGUUUUGCCAUGAACUUAAAGCUUGGGAUCAGAAGGAAUGAUGAUGACCCUCAUUGUCCGCAUGUCAUGUGGUUAACCAACAUGGAAUCUUUGCUUUCAUCAUUGUUGGCUGCUGCUUCCCACAGCUUAACUAACCAUGCAGUUAAUUCAGCAUGGAAUCUCCAUGUUCAUGAGGUGAUAGGCUUCUCCAUCACAUGAUCGAGUUGGUGCGAAGAAGAGUUCAUGGCAUUGCAAUGAUGCCUCCUUCUACCUUGUGGCCCCAACUGGUGUUGGCAAUCGAAUGUGCUCUCGUUAUAGGAAUGGCUGGGAUCGAUAAUUCGCGAAUCUU